Messenger RNA from Zootoca vivipara (common lizard), 3113 nucleotides. RefSeq names its product crk-like protein. NCBI's taxonomy places the organism in Eukaryota, Metazoa, Chordata, Lepidosauria, Squamata, Lacertidae. Gene Ontology annotation, molecular function: receptor tyrosine kinase binding; signaling adaptor activity. Gene Ontology annotation, biological process: positive regulation of ERK1 and ERK2 cascade; cell migration; enzyme-linked receptor protein signaling pathway. The record is from RefSeq and is a predicted model, not a curated record. Gene Ontology annotation, cellular component: cytoplasm.
UUCCCGGCAGCUUCACGGCCAGCUUGCCCGGCCUCAAGAUGGCCACCCUCCCCGGUUUAAAGGGGGAGCGGGGUGCGUCACUUUCCCAUCAACCCUUUUGUAGCUGCAAUCAGGGUCGCUUGCAGCGAUUUGAGGGAGGGGAGGCUGCUGGCCGGAGCGCUGGGGCUCUGAAUGGGAUAGAGCCGGGGAGCCGGGAGCCGGGAUGCCUGGGUCCUCUGGGGAGGAGGGAGCGGGGCUGCAAUAGGUCGUGGCCCGGAGCUGUGGGGUUCCCCGGGAGGAGGCGAGGCGUGCGAGGGAAGCCAUGUGCAGACAAGGGAGAGAGGGCUUCAUUGUGGCGCUGCUGCAGAGGGGCACGCUGAAGAGCGCUUGGAGGGUGCACAGCUGAUCUUCUUUUUUCUUUUUGGAGGGGGAGGCUUUUCAAGAUUGCUUUUAAUCCGUUAAAGGGCUGCAAUGCAGCAUCGGGGUGUUGCUUCCAGGGAAUACUGGAGAGUAGUAGAGUGGAUGUAUGGACAUCUGAGAGGAGAGAGCAGUUGCAUUAUUGUUUGUCCAGAGCUGGUGGGGUGGUAGGCAGAUAGGUUUUUGCGAGGCUGCGUGCAAUAUUUUUGGAUGCUGGAAAUUUUGGGAGGCAGGAGGCUGUGGGUGUGUGUGUGUGUUUUAUUAUUGUUCUGUUGCACUGGGGCUAGUUGGGUGGGGUGGAGAAUGCUGGCCAGUUUGUGAUCUCCCCAGGUGGUUGGGGAAUGGUCUCCAUUAGGGGACGCAGUUUGGGGAGCUGUACCUUUCUCCAGAGGAUAACCAGUGAAUUGGGGACAGGGGCUGAUCAUAGGAGUCCAUCUGUGAAAAAUCCCCAUUAACCUUUUGGUGGGUUAAAUCCUAUGCUGGGGUAAGAAUGCUUUCAUAUGGGAGUGUUGCAAUUCUAUGGAAGUUAUUCUAUUCACUUGGUGGGUACGUAUCUUCAUCUGAGAAAGAUUAGGUUUUGAUAAGGUUGACUACCUCCAAACCUUGACUUAAAACAAACAAACAACAGUAUCCUGCUACAUUGAUGAGGUGCUGGAGGAAUUCAGGAGGAAUUUUUAGAGGGUGCAAUCAUAUCACACUUUUUUUGGGGAGGGGAGGGUUGUGUGUACUACUUAAUUCACCAAGUGUGACCUCUUAAUUUUGUAGGGAUGUUCUAAUACAAGGACGUAAAUAUACUGUAUGUGUUCCCCGCGGAUAUACCACUGGUUUCAUUGUAUUAUAUGAAGAUGGUUAUUCAGUAGAAGCUGUAUUUGAGUAGGUAUUUAACUGUUAAUAGGGUAGGUUGGUCAGGGAAGUACCCCUUCCCCAUUAUAUUAGAACUCAAGAGGGAUGUCUAGAAGUGACCUAACUUUUCACGACAUCCCGUUAAUUUCCAGGAUUUGAUUGCAGGUUGUAGAAGUGUUGUCUACAUUUCUGAGUCGUUUCUUCCCUUUUUGGAAAUCUACUAUCGAAGUUAGAUGAUCCUUGGUAUAAGAGAAAUUGGGGUGGAGUGACGAAGAACCAUAUUCCUUGGGUGGGAGUGGGGGUGUUAUGUGUACAGUAUCUGGAUUAUUUGGAGGUCACACUGAACUGGAUGGAAACCGGAGCAGCUACAUGAGGUCAAUGUUCAACAGGUUAAUUUCCUCUUGACAAAGUGCUCUCAAACUCUGGUGCAACUUAAAUAACAGUUUUCCCGGAAAUAAUACCGGGGGGAGGGGGUUCUUUCCACCCCCUGAUGCUGCCCCAAGCCAUGUCGGCUUUUGGGGAUGCCCAUGAGUGGUAUAUGGGGGCUCUGAGCCGGCAGGAAGCAGCCGCCUGUCUCCAAGGACACCGCCAUGGAACCUUCUUGGUACGGGACAGCACCACAUGCCCCGGUGACUACGUGCUGUCUGUCAGCGAGAACUCCAAGGUGUCUCACUACAUCAUAAACAGCCUCCCCGGGCGCCUGCGGAUCGGGGAACACGAGUUUGACGGCUUCCCUGCUCUGCUAGAUUUCUACCGCCUCCACUACUUAGACACGACCACUUUGGUAGCCCCUGUGGGACGGGUUGUGGCGCCGGCCUCUGCCCAGCCGCCUCCCGCUGGGGAAUGGGUCCGGGCUCUCUAUGACUUCGUCGGCCGCGAUCAGGAAGACCUCCCCUUCUCCAAGGGGGAACCCCUGAGGGUGCUGGCCAAGCCGGAAGAGCAGUGGUGGACAGCGCAGAGGGCCGAUGGGCGUGUGGGCAUGAUCCCCGUGCCGUACGUCCAGCCCUGUCCGUACGCCCACCCGAGCAGCCACGGCGCCCCCCGCCAUGCUCCGGUCGUAGCGAGAGCGGUGCAGCGAAGGGUGCCCGGUGCCAGCGACAAGACGGCACUGGCCUUCGAGGUGGGUGACCUCAUUGCUGUCACCAAGAUGAAUGUCAACGGCCAAUGGGAAGGGGAGCUGAACGGGCGCCGUGGCCAUUUCCCCUUCACCCACGUCAAGGUCCUGGACCCUGAAGAAGCCAGCUGAACAUUUGAUGAUGUAACCCCUGGAACGUUGACUUUCCCUGCAGUGGGGCACGGCCCUUGAACUCUGACCCACACACUUGUGAGCUUCUGACCGUCUCAAACAUUGUACUUCCUUGAAUUUUGACCUACCCGGUGGAUGUUAUUGAUCAUCCGGUUCAUUGAUACUCAAGCUCCUUGGAUACGGACCUCUUCUACCACUUUGGACUCCUUAACCCAUGAACCUUGUUCCUUGACUCGCUGUUCUUAAAAUGCUGUGGUAGUUGAACCCUAUAAACUUCUGACUCUUUACGGGGAUCCGUUCAUAUUUCCUCCCUAGAAACGUCGAUCCAUUUUGGCCUUGUGGUUUUUUCCAACUCUGAUUAUGUGCCCUUGAAUCUCGCAACUCCGCAUCCUGUGCCCUGUGAACCCAGAAACUCUUGAGCUUUGAUUAUUGAUCCCCUUAUUCUUGUGAUUUUUCUCUCUCCGUUUGAUCCUGUCCACUUGGGGUGGGGAGACAGGGCGGUGGGGGGGGGGAGUGCUUGGCUUUGGCCAGAUUCCUGACAGGAAAUCCUCCCCACUCCUAAUAGGUACCCUGCUUCACUUGUUGUCUGUUCCAAACUGCCUUGUUAAUUAAAGUUUCCUGCUGAUUA